Microthlaspi erraticum is the source of this 774-nucleotide messenger RNA. The record is from the annotation of a GenBank genome assembly. Lineage: Eukaryota; Viridiplantae; Streptophyta; Magnoliopsida; Brassicales; Brassicaceae.
AUGAUUUCUCAUGGUGUGUGCCCUAAUAUCGUAACUUUCGGCAUUUUGUUGGACGGUCUCUGCAGUCAUGGGAAAGUAGAAAAGGCAUUGGAAAUGUUCAAGGUUAUGCAGAAUAGUAAGAUGGAUCUUGAUACUGCUGUUUAUAACAUCAUCAUCCAUGGAAUGUGCAAGGGUAGUAAGGUGGACGAAGCAUGGGACUUAUUCACUAGUCUUCCCCUUCAUGGUGUGGAGCCUGAUGUUCAAACUCACAACAUAUUAAUGAGCGGAUUUGUCAAAGAAGGGAAGUUUUUAAGGGCUGAAGAGUUAUACGAGGAGAUGCUCCGAAAAGGUAUAGUCCCUAAUACUAUCACCUUUAACUCGAUGGUAGAGGGGCUCUGCAAGCAAAACCGCCUAGAUGAGGCGAAACAUAUGAUUGAUUCGAUGGCUAGCGAGGGCUGCUCUCCAAACGUGGUGACAUUUAAUACACUUAUUAAUGGCUACUGCAAGGCUAAAAAUAUUGACGAUCGGAUGGAGCUUUUCCGAGAGAUGCAUCUAAGAGGAAUAGCUGCUGAUAGAGUUACUUACAACAUUUUGAUUCAUGGGUUUUGUCAAGUUGGUGAUUAUAGUGGCGCCUUAGAGAAAUUCCAGGAGAUGAUUUCUAGUGGUGUGGCUCCUGAUACCAUUACUUUCCACAGCAUGCUAGCCGGUUUAUGUAGUAAGGAGGAACUACCAAACGCAGUGGCAAUGUUUGUGGAUCUGCAGAAGAGUGUUGUGGUUCGUCAAUUGGGAGGAUGA